Halichondria panicea is the source of this 1011-nucleotide messenger RNA. RefSeq lists its product as uncharacterized. NCBI's taxonomy places the organism in Eukaryota, Metazoa, Porifera, Demospongiae, Suberitida, Halichondriidae. Bases 71 to 964 code for a protein of 297 amino acids. The transcript is spliced from 6 exons. The record is from RefSeq and is a predicted model, not a curated record.
AGAGGCGUGGCUUGUUCCACCUUGCAAGGUAGGGGAGGGGCUGGUAGCUUCUAGCUGCUGUGCUGCAAAGAUGGAGAGGCGUAUAGUUGUUCUUGUUGGAGGCAAUGAAAGAGUCGUGAGCACUAUCAGUUGGUCUGAUACAGCUGAGGAUGUCAUCAGGAGACUAGUGCCUCAAUCCAAGAGCAGUUCACCCCACAUUCUCCUGGAGACAUGGGGAGGGUGCUCUCGAAUGAUACGCCCAAGAGAGAGAGUGAUGAAUGUGUUGGACGGUUGGGGGUUUGGGUGCCAAGAUGAACCUCUGCUACAGUUAAUCAAGAAAAGCUCUAGUAAACUGUACAAAUCAAGAAGAACAAAGAGAAGAUACCAUUGCUGUAAAGUUGCGGCACGGAAGAGGGAUCCACCUACACCAUUACAACCUCGCUCCAAGAAAGCAAAGAUGAGAGACAUUCUCACUAUUAUUAGAAGACUUAGGAAACAGUUGCUCGACUACAGGACGCUAACAGCACCAAAUCACCCAUCACAGAAAAAGGUGUCAUUUCCGGUGGACAUCAGCUCCCUCCCACCUGAACUUGAGGAUGAUUUUGCCGCUCUACAAGAAGCUUUGAUCGAGGAAGAGAGGGAAGAAGCAGACCUUCAAAGAAGAAAGGAGGAGCUUACUGGUAACAUUCUAUCACAGGAACGCGAGUUGGGCACUUUGAAGACAUCAAUAUCAACACUGGAAGCUAAGGUGAAAAAUGAAGAACACAAGAAACUACGUCUGAUUGAGACGACAGGACCACCAGAGCUUGAAGGGGCACAGAAGGAAGUUGCUAAGCUACAGAAUGAUCUCAGCGUUAGAAUUAAACUCAACAAGCUCCAGGUUUCCAAGUUGCAAGAGGUGAACAACAACGUAUCGAAAGUGGAACAAGAGAUUGAGGAAGUCAACAAAAAAAUAGCAACACUAAGACUAGAAACACAUUUGUGAAUUGUUCAAUUGUUUUUGGGUAUUAUGUGAUAAGUUGCUAAUGUCUG